This is a messenger RNA of Salarias fasciatus (jewelled blenny), 2756 nucleotides long. It is a transcript of the gene nherf1b, whose product is annotated as NHERF family PDZ scaffold protein 1b. Gene Ontology annotation, cellular component: apical plasma membrane. Lineage: Eukaryota; Metazoa; Chordata; Actinopteri; Blenniiformes; Blenniidae. The record is from RefSeq and is a predicted model, not a curated record. Gene Ontology annotation, biological process: protein localization to plasma membrane. Bases 281 to 1579 code for a protein of 432 amino acids. Gene Ontology annotation, molecular function: protein-membrane adaptor activity; signaling receptor binding. The transcript is spliced from 7 exons.
CCGGAGGGGCUCCAGUCCGCCUCGGCUCAGUCCCCGGCUCCGGACCCUCGGUGCCGCUCUCUCCCUCCGAACUCCCGCUCCUCUUCCCGCGGACGAGUCUGAGACGCAGGGCGGGGACCGGCUGUGUUUAAGAGGGGCGCUACUCACGCUCAUACUCACGCGCACACACACGCACGCUCCUCCUCAGCAGCAUCCCGAGGAGUUUUUUUCUUUUUCUUUUUUUCUUUUCUACUCGUUUCGUUUCCACUCAGAGCAACAAGUGAGGCGAGCCGAGGCCACCAUGCCGAGCCAGAGCCGGAGCCCGAGCCAGGCGCUGCGCCCGCGGCUCUGCACGCUGGAGAAGGGGGACAACGGCUACGGCUUCCACCUGCACGGGGAGAAGGGCAAGACGGGCCAGUUCAUCCGGCUGGUGGAGCCCGACAGCCCGGCCGAGAGCUCGGGGCUGCGCGCCGGGGACCGGCUGGUGUUCGUCAACGGGGAGGAGGUGGAGAACGAGAGCCACCAGCAGGUCGUGUCCCGGAUACGAGCCACCGUGGGCCGCCUGGAGCUGGUGGUGGUGGACCCGGACACCGAGCAGCUGCUCAGGAAGCACGGCAUCAAGUGUCUCCAGAGCUACGUGACCGAGGGGCUCCCGGUGCCCUUCGACGAGGAAGAGGAAGAGGAGGUGGAGGAGGAGAAAGGAGAGGUGGUGGUGGUGGUGGAGCAGGUGGAGGAGGAAGAGGAGAAAGAGCUGGAGCCGCAGCAGCAGGAGGAGGAGGAGGAGGAGGAGGUGGAGAAAGAACAGAGGCAGGAGGAGGUGGAGGAGAAAGUGGACGGGACAGAAAUCAUUGAUGAGGAGAAACAGGAGGUGCCGGAGCAGCAGGAGGUCCCCCGGGAGUCCACGCCGGUCCCGGAGAGCAACGGAGACAUCCACGUGCACGUGGAGAAGAAGCUGAGCGUCUCCUCAGAGAAGGAGGUGUGCGCCGAGCUGCGGCCGCGUCUGUGCGUGAUCCAGCGAGGCUCCAACGGAUAUGGCUUCAACCUGCACAGCGAGCGGGCGCGGCCGGGCCAGUACAUCCGAGCCGUGGAUGAAGACUCUCCAGCAGAGAGGGCCGGCCUGCUGGCCAAAGACAGGAUAGUGCAGGUGAACAACGUACCGGUGGAGGGGAAGACGCAUUCAGAGGUCGUCGUUGCCAUUAAAUCCGGCGGUCAUGAGACCCGGCUGCUGGUGGUGGACCCCGAAACAGACGCCUUUUUCAAGCGGUGCCGAGUGGCGCCCACCAUGGACCACCUCAUGGGUCCACUGCCGGAGCCUGUCAUUAAUGGAGGGAUGGAGGAGAAGGUGAACGGCAGACUGGUCAAAGACGCAGAAAGAGACUCCAAGCUGUCCGUCAGUCCUUCUCCAUCAAACGCCUCGUCCAACACCUCCCUCACGACCCCGCCUGCCAACACCCCGCCUGAGGGUUUGAUCACCGACGCCAUUCCGGCUCUGAACUUGAGCCUGCAGCAGGUCAAAGAGCUCGCCCACCAGAAGCGGUCCAACAAGAGAGCCCCCCCAAUGGACUGGACCAAGAAAAAUGAGCUCUUCAGCAACCUAUAGGCCCCCUCUCCUCCGUCGAUGCUCACAACACACACACAUACAUCACCCACUCAUUUUUUUAUUACUAUUGAUCAGAGAGACUAUUUUCUAUCAUUGAAUGAGCAGUUCAUCAAACCGGACCAGACAAAGUGUCACGCUUUGUGUGAAAUUUAAUAUUAUUAUUAUUAUUCCUCAUUUAUUAUACACCAGCUAUGAUACUGCGCCUGUGUAACGUGCUACUAACCACACAAAGAGAGCAUAUACCAUUGAGAGUGAACUGGGAGAACGCGUGUGUAUGUGUGUGUGUGUGUGUGUGUGUGUGUGUGUGUGUGUGUGUGUAUGCGUGUGUGUGUGUGUGUGGACCCUGUCAGUCCCUGCUGGCCAGAGUCUGUUGCCUGUGGAAACAUGGCGAUUCAGUUUCAGGACUGUCUCCUCCCUCUAAAAGCUUCAUACUAACAUUUAAAGCACUUGAAGGCAUCAACUUCCUGGCAAUCAGUUAAUUUAUAGCCUAUUGUUGGUUUUUAGGGAUCAAACGUCCGAGUGAGGACUGAGAAAAUUCCUUUUGAUUCUGUUUUUUUAAUAUAUUCCAGUGUAUUUGCUUGUGUAGUUUCUCUGUCUUUGUUAACACUUUCCUCCCUUGUAUUUAAAAAAAGAAUAAGCUUAUCAAAACUCCCACUCUGUUUUAAGAAAUAUUCACUGAAGGCUUUAAACUGGAAAUGACUGUAUUAUAAAGUGCUUAUUUUUUAUGUAUAUACAUAUCUAUAUCAUGUAUAUUUUUACACUUUUGGCAGAAAGGAAGCUCUUCUCAAUCCCGUCUUGACACCUUUUAUCCUCCCGUACUUUUCCUGGUCCAUACUUAAUAAUGUGAACUGUAUUACAAGUAACCUAUGCCACUUUGAUUUGCCAUCCUUGUUACUGUGAAUGGCUGCUCGGUUCACCUUUUUAGCAACACGACUACUGUUAUUGCUACAGCAGAAUUGCAAAUAUGUGAAAUCUUUCAUGUUUAGGAACAGUGUAACAUUCGUCUGAAGGAGAAUAUCUGUGCUUCAAUAGAUCAUUUUAAAAAUAAAGAACUGGAUUAUAUAGAAGAGUUUUUUGUAGUUUGUUUGAGCAAUAAGUGAUUUCUAUUCUGUAACGAGUCGGUCGUCACAGCAUUAUCCUGUUAUCUGAGAAUAAAUGGAAAUAUUCUCCAGUGGUG